AUGUCAUCAUUGCUGCUGGUGCUUGGGGCAUGCAUCACUGUUUGCUCCUUUGGAUGUGGUAACGGUUAUUGCAUUGCACCCAACCUCUGUUUUUGCCGAGGAAGACAAGAAGGAAACUCCUGCACAGAUGAUGGAAGGUCCGGUCACCUUCUAAGUGAUAGUUUAUUAAACCACUCGGACAUUGAUGGAAACCCCCCAUCGUGCCUGAACAUGCACUGUGACCAAAGCUGUGCUCUGAUUGGAGGGAUGCCUGUUUGUAGCUGCUACGGUGGUUACUCUCUGGGGAAGGACGGGAAGACUUGCUUUGAUGUGGAUGAAUGUUCCCGAUAUGGGGGCCAAAGUCUUUGUCAGCAAAUCUGCAAGAACAACAUUGGCAGCUACAGAUGUCUCUGUUACCAAGGAUACCAGCUCUUGGCCAAUGGGCGCACCUGCAUUACUUCAAAAUAUUUAGGCUUAACUGGACUUCCUGGCCAUUGCGGAGAAUAUGGCUGUGACAUGAGUUGUAACCAUGGCGGCUGUGAGGAGAUCUCACGUGUAUGUCCCGUUGGCUUCGCCAUGAUUGAGACCAGCAACGGCAUCAGCUGCAAAGACCUUGAUGAAUGUGCAGGGAACAGGUCUCCUUGCCAACAGAGGUGUCAGAAUGUGGUGGGCAGCUUUCAGUGUUCCUGUCGGUCUGGCUUCUACCUGCAGAGCAAUGGUCAUUCAUGUGCAGAUAUAAACGAGUGCCGAUGGAUCGGGGAGAGCUGGGUUUGCCACCAUUCUUGCCACAACACCUUUGGCAGCUACCUCUGUUCCUGCCGCGCUGGUUUCCGACUGCUGAGUGAUAGGAAGACCUGCGAAGAUUGGGAUGAAUGCUCAAACAGCAGUCGGAGGAUGUGCCAGCAAAGGUGCACCAACACAAUAGGAAGCUUCUUUUGUUCCUGUGACAAUGGAUAUUCACUUGGUGCUGAUAAUUUAUCCUGUGUAGAUAUCGACGAGUGCCUGUCCAACCCAUGCUCUCAUCAUUGUGUUAACACUGCGGGAAGCUUUUACUGCCCGUGCCCUGAAGGGUUUCACUUAAACGUGAAUGACACCUGCACAGAAAACGUGCCCGAUUCAGCUCCUGUCAUGGAAUCUCUGAAGCAGCCUGUACCAGCUGCGAUCUUCGCCACGCCCUGGAAGCCACCAACAUCCUGUUGGCACAAUGGGACCUUACACCAGGACGGUGCGACUUGGAUGGUGUCUGAGUGUGUGGAGUGUAGUUGCCAGGAAGGGGAAGUGCUUUGUCAACCUAUUAUCUGUGAAUCGUCUUGUAGCCAUCAGGUCCGGGAGGAAGGUCAAUGCUGUGGAACAUGUGAUAAGUGUCUCUAUGAAGGCAUGGUUGUGAACCAUGAAGAUGUAUUCUCUCCCUCCAAUGACAAUUGUACCCUUUGUGUCUGUAUUUCUGGGAAUGUGAAGUGCAUCACCCCUGAAUGCCCUCCAGUCACAUGUGAGAAACCCAUUCUUCUGGAUUGUUGUCCUAUUUGCCCAGCUGAGUGUACUGAUCAGGACACAGUAUAUCCGCAUGGCACAGAAUUCACAAGACCUGGUGCUGACUGCAUCAUUUGUGUAUGCUUGAAUGGUGAAGUGGAGUGUUCCUACAGCCCCUGCCCAGUGCUGGACUGUGCCAGGGAAAAUUGGUUUCUGGAGCCUGGCCAAUGCUGUUUUACCUGUCGUCAGGAUAAAAGCAUCAAAGGCUGUUUUAUAGAUGACAAUGGUAUUGAAUUUCCAGUCGGGCAAAUAUGGUCACCUGGUGAUCCUUGUGAAGUGUGUGUGUGUCAGGAAGAUGGUUCAAUUGUUUGUAAGAGGACAGAGUGCUUGGAGACCUGCGCACACCCUAUAUUGGUUCCUGGCCAGUGUUGCCCAGAUUGUUCUGCAGGUUGUACCUAUGGUGGGGUGACCUAUCAGAAUAAUGAGAGCUUCCCAUCAACAUCAGAUUCUUGCCUCACCUGCAUCUGUCUGUCAGGCUCUGCUGCUUGCUCCCCUAUGGAGUGCAAAGCUCGUUGCACUUAUCCUUUCCAUUCUGAGGGUGAGUGCUGCCCCCUCUGCAUUGAUUGCAAUUACGAAGGGAGGAAAGUCACCAACGGCCAGUCAUUUCAGCCUGAAAAUAGACCCUGCUACCAAUGUAAAUGCCAAUUUGGAGAAGUAAGCUGUGACAUUUUGACAUGUGAGUCACCUUCCUGUGAGCGCCCCUAUACUGUUCCCGGUGAAUGCUGCUCGACUUGCUCAGUGUGUCUGUAUGAUGGCCAGGUUCUGGAAGAUGGAGGAUAUUAUAUCUCAGCCACUGACCCCUGUGUCGUCUGUCUCUGUACGGAAGGCAAUGUAGAGUGUGACUGGAAAGGAGAUAGUUGUACAGAGCUGGAGUGUGAAGAGCCUUUACUUCAUAUCCCUGGCACCUGCUGUCCCAUGUGCCCUGACUUAUCUCCUGAGAACUCAGUGUUGUACCCUCCUAUCAGUGGCAACAUGAUCCCUGAGAAACCGGCACCAACACAGCUCUCUCGAGGACCUUGGAGAGCAACAGUUCGACCUCACCCCUCUGGCUCGGAAGGCAGGUUAUUAUCUGUGUCUCCUAUAGCCAGUCCCACAACCAGGCAGCGCUCCCUGCGUCGCAUGUUGCCUUGGAGUGUGAGGAGCAAGUUAGCACAGGGAUUCACUGCUUCACCUGAGAGGCGAAGGAUUGCCACAACAGAACAACCAAGGGUUGGACAUGCCACAGAAAUGGACCAGAGCACAAGCAGUAUGUCUCAGGGGCACUCUGUGACACAAACUGAGUUCCCUUCCCCAGCAACAGCCGAAACCAUUUCACCAGAUGCUGCCGGUUUUCAAAGCGGGAUUUUCCAGGAAGCCUUAAGUUGUUUAUUUAAUGGCACAAACUACACCAAUGGAUCUCAGUUCAUCCAUCACAACAAGCCCUGCCUUCAGUGUCAAUGCUCAGAAGGGACGGUUAUGUGCGAGUCACAGAAGGAGCAAUGCCAGGCCCUGCCAUGCAGUUUAAUGCAGCAGGAGACACCAGUGGGUCAGUGCUGCCCAGUGUGUGUUGAUUCACUGUGUGUAUACCGGGAUCAAGUGCAUGAGGCUCAGUCCCAGUGGCUGGAUGGCUGUAAUCUCUGUCGUUGUGACAAUGGAACUGUGGAGUGUCAUGCCAAGCCCUGCUCUCCUCUCGUUUCCUGCCCAGCACAGUCCAUCAUGUCCCAGCCUGAUGGAGAAUGCUGCAUGAGGUGUGUCCCAAAAAUAAGACCAAAGGGCGUUUCAUGCACUGUGUUUGGAGAGUUGCACUUGGUGACCUUUGAUGGACAUUUCUCUAACCUCAAUGGAACGUGUGCCUAUCUUUUAGCCCAGGAUUGUGGUUCAAAUCAUUUCAAUGUAGUUUUCCAAAGUAAAUGGAAUGACAGUCCCACUGAGCCUGAGAUAAAGGCCCUGAUUGUACAGAUUGAAAACAGAACCUUCAAGCUUUCAGGGAAGAACCAAAUUCGAGUUAACAGCACAGAAGUAGACCUUCCUUAUUCUGAUGCAGCAGGUAUCACCAUUCAACAUUCAGGAAUCUACGUGAUUCUGAACUUGCUGGAAGGUCUUAGCAUCACCUGGUACGGAAAAGGUUUUGUAGAAAUCAAUGUCCCUGAAUCGUUACAAUUGAGAAUAUGUGGACUGUGUGGCAAUUUGAAUGGAAACUCAUCAGAUGAUUUUGCGUUACCAAGUGGAGAAGAGGCUUUGGCCCCUGUUGGGUUUGGAAACAUUCAGCCCAUCAGGGUGAACAAAGAGAGGCUGUGCAGGGCUGAAGAUAUUGAGGACCCGUGCAAUGGAACAACACUAGCUGAUAACCGUGCAGCCAACAUGACUUGCGGCAUUAUCAUGGGUCCCUUAUUUCAGGCAGCACAUGAGAGUGUCGAUCCUCAACCCUAUUACCAGGCCUGCCUGACUGACCUGUGCAGUUGUGUGGAACAGACGUGGUGCCUAUGCAGUUUACUGUCUGCGUAUGCUUUCCGCGCCCUGAGAAAUGGAAUCAUUUUAAACUGGAGAAAUGAAACACUGUGCGGUGUAACUUGCAACGGUGGCUCAAGUUAUACUGAGUGCAGCUGCCCUCAAACGUGUUCGACCUACCUACAACCAGAGACAGAGUGCUCAACUGACUCCUGUGUGCCAGGCUGCCAGUGUCCUGCAGGUCUCUUCAUGUAUCAGUCGAAUUGUUUGCCACCUUCACUGUGUCCAGUGAAAUCACUCUACAACCAGAGAGGGGCCUCCUCCUUUCCAAGUUUGUGAUGGCUCAUAACUGUGGUCCAUUUGUACCCACAGUUUAACUAAAUUUACUACAAAUCCUCCUGGUUUGAUGGUGGAAGAGUUGAUGAGCCUUCACUCAAUAGAUGUGGACACUACAGCUGGCCUGGGACUGGAGGACGUACACUGGAGGCCUGUGACUUUGUGAAGCAUUUUAGGUUAGAUACCAAAACUGUGAACUACUGAUCAACAGAUUAUUGAACAGAACUUUAUUUAUUCAGAUGGUACAGCUCCCAUAUUAUUACCUCAGUAAAAUUGAGAACUACUCUGUACAGUAUUGUAUAAAUCUUAUUAUUCCUUUCAUCAGAGUCUUUCUAUGGAAUGUCU
Messenger RNA from Rhincodon typus (whale shark), 4617 nucleotides. RefSeq names its product von Willebrand factor C and EGF domain-containing protein-like. The transcript has 35 exons. The coding region runs from base 1 to 4275 and encodes 1424 amino acids. The record is from RefSeq and is a predicted model, not a curated record. Gene Ontology annotation, molecular function: protein binding; calcium ion binding. Lineage: Eukaryota; Metazoa; Chordata; Chondrichthyes; Orectolobiformes; Rhincodontidae.